CUGCAAGCCAAACCAUCUUCCGACUAAGCAAAAGGCAUCGAUACUACGUUUUUACGCACAUUUUAUAAAACAACAACAAUAUCGAUGUGCGGGCGUACUUGCUUAACCCUCGAUCCCGAUCAGGUGAUCUGUGCAUGCAAGUAUCCCACGAACAAAAUAAAGCGGGAAACUGAUGCAGCAAAGCCGGGUCGGGAUAUCAAGUUUGAAACGGACGCUCAUGAUGAAACUGAGAAUGAACGCGAAAAGCCCGAAUGGCGCGCAGAAUUUAAUUUGGGCCGUACCUAUCAACCCUCCUACAACAUAGCCCCAACCGACAUUACACCUGUUCUGGUCUCAGCGGCGCACUUCUCCGAUGCCAGCGAUCAAAAAAAUGCGCGGGUCGUAGUGCCUAUGAUGUGGGGUAUGAUUCCAUUCUGGCACAAAGGUGACUAUCGCAGGCAUGGUCUAACGACAAACAACUGCCGGUUGGAGCAUUUGAUGGACUCAAAACUAUAUCGUGGCCCCUUCAAACGUGGCCAGCGUUGUGUGGUGCUCUGUGAGGGCUUUUAUGAAUGGCAAACAACCAAGUCGGCCAAGCCGUCCGAACGCGAUGCUUACCUCAUAUAUGUGCCACAAUCUACAGAUAUUAAAAUCUAUGACAAAAAUACCUGGGAUCCAUCAAAUGUAAAGCUGCUUAUGAUGGCUGGUCUGUUUGAUGUGUGGGAGGACGAGAGUGGAGAUAAAAUGUAUAGCUAUAGCAUUAUUACCUUUGAGUCUAGUAAAAUAAUGUCCUGGAUGCAUUAUCGAAUGCCUGCUAUACUCGAAACGGAACAGCAAGUUAGCGAUUGGCUGGACUUCAAACGCGUGAGCGACAAACAGGCGCUGGCUACUUUACGGCCGGCCACUGCCUUGCAGUGGCAUCGAGUCACCAAGCUGGUGAAUAAUUCACGGAACAAGAGCUCAGAAUGUAACAAGCCAAUCGAGCUUGUUUCCAAGCCUGCGAAAAUGCCGAUGAAUAAAACGAUGAUGGCUUGGUUACAGGUGCGUCAGCAACGGGAGGAGGAACUGAAGUCUGAGGCAAGUGAUCAGAGCGAUGAGGAGCAAAAGAAAUCAGUGGAUUCUGGCUCAAAACGCAAUGCUUGCUCUUCUGAUAGUUCCUCGUCGGAGGGAAAUGCCGCCAAGCGACCGCGAUUUCGAGACUUCAAAAGGGAGCAACAGAAAAAUCACCAACUAGGCGUUAAUAGUGCUUCCAACGAUAGCAGUGCUAGCGAACAAAAGCUGGAUAGGGAUAUUGAUUGAGUUAUUUAUGUAGUCUGUGUUAAUUGAUUUAUGGUAGUACAUUAAGUUUAUUUGCAUUAAAAACCGACAUUUUUUUGUUCUAAAUUAUCAAAUUGAAAUACUUAAACACCUACUUAAAAAAGUUAUGGAGCACGGAAAUUCAUUAUAUUGUUUUGUUGAUUGAAUUGUAACUUAGUGCUCUCUUAAUUAUUCCAAGUAGAGUGUGCGUAAUGCAUUGUAUAUGUAUGUAUAGCGCUGAUUGCUUAAUUACAAAGUCUUAGCUUAUCAAAAAUUUGUUUAAAAAUGUAUUCAUGUAGUGCGUAAAUACGCUUAUUUAAACUAAUUAAAUGUUACUUUCCCCAGCAA
This is a messenger RNA of Scaptodrosophila lebanonensis, 1623 nucleotides long. RefSeq names its product abasic site processing protein HMCES. Gene Ontology annotation, biological process: DNA damage response. The record is from RefSeq and is a predicted model, not a curated record. Lineage: Eukaryota; Metazoa; Arthropoda; Insecta; Diptera; Drosophilidae. Gene Ontology annotation, molecular function: single-stranded DNA binding. The coding region runs from base 85 to 1278 and encodes 397 amino acids. The transcript has 3 exons.